Molecule: messenger RNA, 500 nt
Organism: Selaginella moellendorffii
Lineage: Eukaryota; Viridiplantae; Streptophyta; Lycopodiopsida; Selaginellales; Selaginellaceae
Product: cyclin-U1-1
Exons: 3
Coding region: 131-439 (102 amino acids)
Biological process (GO): regulation of cyclin-dependent protein serine/threonine kinase activity
Molecular function (GO): protein kinase binding
Source: RefSeq, a predicted model, not a curated record
UGUUCGUCGCCGGGGAGGAUCUUUAGCGGGCUCAAGGCGCCCAGCAUUAGCAUCGAGAAGUAUCUGGAAAGGAUCUUCAAAUACACGAAUUGCUCCCCGGCGUGCUUCGUUGUUGCUCGUUACCAGCGUCAUGACCGCCUCCAAGAUCCUCGAUGACGUGCACUUCAACAACGCAUUCUUCGCGCGCGUCGGGGGGAUCAGCACCAGCGAGGUGAACAAGCUGGAGCUGGAAUUCCUCUUCCGGCUGGAUUUCCGGCUGACCGUCACGGUCCAGGAAUUCGAGAGCUACUGCAGCUAUCUCGAUCGCGAGGCGCGCCUCCCCAGCGCCAGGCCCGAUCAUCAUCACCAUCAUCACCGAUCAGGCUUCCCGGCGUUCGAAUCGCCGCGAUCCAAUCCCAAGCCGCCGCUAGUCUUCUCCUUGUUCCAAUGGAAGCCCUAGAAAACAGAGCAAGUAAAAUUUGUUAUCUUUUGAAAUGCAAUGCCAUGGAUUGGAUUGGAUA